This is a messenger RNA of Silurus meridionalis, 5937 nucleotides long. Its product is annotated as rab GTPase-activating protein 1. The coding region runs from base 188 to 3433 and encodes 1081 amino acids. The transcript is spliced from 27 exons. The record is from RefSeq and is a predicted model, not a curated record. Lineage: Eukaryota; Metazoa; Chordata; Actinopteri; Siluriformes; Siluridae.
GCGUCAAGCGGUUGAUGCUUCGCGCACGCGCACUAACAGCGGUGUCCGGGUUUGUGUUUACGGCGCUUCUGCAGGUUCCGUCAAACCUCAACAGGAGAAACAGCAGCAAAAAAAAAAACCUCGAGAAAGAAGGUGAUUCGACUCGCUGAGUGUCAUUCAUGAGUGCGCCAGGUUCGGUGUAGCAGUCAUGGAUGACAUGACCUCCGUGGGGAAAAUUAGUGCCUCCUCUGACUCUGUGUCCACCCUGAACAGUGAGGACUUUGUCCUAGUGUCCCGCCUCGGGGACGAGACCCCGUCUACUAAUAACGGCAGUGACGAUGAAAAAACAGGCCUGAAGGUGAUUUCUGAGGAAGGGGUCAGCUUUAAGAUUGUAGGCAACGGCAGUGAGCAGCAGUUACAGAGGGAGCUUGAGGAUGUGCUGAUGGACCCGUCGGUGGCUGACGUGACUCAUGGAUCGGACCACGUGGGUGGGGGGGGUCAGGGCUACCCCACCACUGCGGCUCCGCCUCGACCCUGUCCUGUUCCCCCUAAACUGGAGAUCGUACUGCCCGUUCAGGGAGCUCAACAGGUUGAGGGCCCGGGGAUGAUGAGCCCGGGGACGAUGAACCCGGGGACGAUGAGCCCGGGGAUGAUGAGCCCAGGGACGCCGCUGCUGGACGAGGACAGCGUGGUGUUCAGUAAGCUGACGUACCUGGGCUGUGCGUCGGUUAACGCCCCCCGCAGCGAGGUGGAGGCGCUGCGUAUGAUGAGCAUUCUUCGCAGCCAGUGCCAAGUGCCCCUUGAUGUCACACUGUCUGUACCUGGAGUCUCUGAGGGAACUGUCAGGUUGUUAGACCCUCAAAGUGGGACUGAGAUCUCGAACUAUCCCAUCUAUAAGAUCCUGUUCUGUGUUCGGGGUCAUGACGGGACUCCAGAGAGCGACUGUUUCGCGUUUACUGAGAGCCACUACAAUGCCGAGAUCUUCCGCAUCCACGUCUUCCGCUGCGAGAUCCAAGAAGCGGUCAGCAGAAUACUCUACAGCUUUGCCACAGCUUUCCGGCGAUCGGCCAAUAAGGCAUCGCUCACAGCUCAGGCUCCGCCCCUCACGCCGGACAGCGAUGUUUUCACCUUCACCGUCAGUCUGGAGAUCAAAGAGGAUGAUGGGAAGGGAACCUUCAGCGCCGUGUCAAAGGACAAGGACAGACAGAGCUUCAAGCUUCGUCCCGGAAUGGACAAGAAGAUCGUCAUCUACGUCCAACAGACGUCUAACAAAGAGCUGGCCAUCGAGAGGUUCAUGUUUGGUCUCCUCUUAAGCCCAGGGAAGAAUGUGAGGAACAGUGACAUGCACUUGUUAGAUCUGGAGUCGAUGGGGAAGAGUUCAGAUGGGAAAUCUUACAUCAUUACAGGGAGCUGGAAUCCCAACACUCCUCAGUUUCAGGCUGUCAAUGAAGAGACACCUAAAGAUAAGUUCAUGUACAUGACGACGGCGGUGGAUCUCGUGAUCACGGAGGUGGAGGAGCCGGUGCGCUUCCUGUUGGAGACGCGUGUGAGGGUGUGUCCACCUACCGACAGGCUCUUCUGGCCUUUUAGCAAACGCAGUUUCACCGAGACCUUCUACUUAAAACUGCGACAGCUGGAGAGGAAGAGUAACACGGACACGCUGUACGAGGUGGCGAGUUUGGAGAGCGAGACGGAGCGAGAGAGGAAGAAAACGACGGCGAGCCCCGGCAUCCUGUCCUCCGCUUCACACGGCUCCAUGGUGCCAUCACCUCCUGAGGAUGACGAGGAGGAAGAUAACGACGAGCCGUUGCUGAGUGGUUCUGGAGACGUGUCUAAAGAGUGCGCUGAGAAGAUUUUGGAGACGUGGGGAGACCUGCUGUCCAAAUGGCACCUGAACCUGGCUGUACGCCCCAAAACGCUCCCGGCGCUUGUCCGCAGUGGCGUCCCUGAAGCCCUCAGGGGGGAGGUGUGGCAACUUCUGGCUGGUUGCCACAACAACGACCAUCAGGUGGAGGAGUACCGCACGCUCAUUACAAAGGAAUCGCCUCAGGACAGUGCCAUCACUCGAGACAUUAAUCGCACUUUUCCAGCACACGACUACUUUAAGGACACAGGAGGCGACGGUCAGGACUCACUGUACAAGAUCUGUAAGGCGUACUCGGUGUACGAUGAAGAGAUCGGAUACUGUCAGGGCCAGUCCUUCCUGGCUGCUGUGCUGCUGCUACACAUGCCGGAGGAACAGGCAUUUAGCGUUCUGGUGAAGAUCAUGUUUGACUACGGUCUCAGGGAACUCUUCAAACAGAACUUUGAAGACCUACACUGCAAGUUCUUUCAGCUGGAGAGACUCAUGCAGGAAUACAUCCCAGAUUUGUACUCUCACUUCUUAAGUAUAGGUUUAGAAGCGCACAUGUACGCCUCCCAGUGGUUCCUCACGCUCUUUACAGCCAAGUUUCCUCUCUACAUGGUGUUUCACAUCAUCGACCUGCUGCUCUGUGAGGGGAUCAGUGUCAUAUUUAAUGUAGCUCUGGCUUUACUGAAGACGUCGAAGGAUGAUCUUCUGCAGGCCGACUUUGAGGGAGCGCUGAAGUUCUUCCGUGUGCCCGUGCCUAAACGAUACCGCUCUGAAGAGAACGCCAAGAAGCUCAUGGAGCUAGCAUGUAGCAUGAAGAUCAGUCAAAAGAAACUGAAAAAGUAUGAGCGAGAGUAUCACACGAUGCGAGAGCAACAGGAACAGCAAGAGGCCCCGAUUGAGAGAUAUGAGAGGGAGAAUCGGCGUCUUCAGGAAGCCAACAUGCGUCUGGAGCAGGAGAACGAUGAUCUCGCUCACGAGCUGGUCAGCAGUAAGAUCUCACUCAGGAAAGACCUGGACAAUGCAGAGGAGAAGGCCGACGCCUUAAACAAAGAGCUCCUCAUCACGAAACAGAAGCUGAUUGACUCUGAGGACGAGAAGAGACGGCUGGAGGACGAAGCGGCUCAGCUGAAGGAGAUGUGCCGAAGGGAGCUGGACAAAUCGGAGCUGGAGAUCAAAAAGAACGGAUCCAUCAUCGGUGAAUACAAACAGAUCUGCUCCCAGCUGAGUGAAAGACUUGAGAAACAGCAGACGGUUAACAAAGGAGAGCUGGAGAAGAUCCGAGUGAAGGUGGAGGGCUGUGAGAAGUGCAGUGUGCUCUUCAGUAAAGAGGGCCGGCUGAAGACUCUGAGAGUUCCCAAAGAGCUGAAUGAGGACGAGACUGAUGAGGAGAAAGAAGCUCUGCAGGUGCAGCUCAGGGAGAUGGAGCUGGAACUCGCUCAGACUAAACUGCAGCUGGUGGAGGCCGAGUGCAAAAUCCAGGAUCUGGACCACCAUUUGGCACUGGCACUCAACGAAGUGCAAGCAGCUAAAAAGACCUGGUUCAACCGAACCUUAAGCUCCAUUAAGACGGUGACGGGAGCUCAGGGCAAAGAGACCACCUGAAACUCCUCUCUCUGUCUGUCUCUCUGUUUGUCUCUCUGUUUGUUUCUCUGUCUCACCCUGGGUCAGUGUGAUGAACCUCCACAGGACCCAAACAAAAUAUUUUUUUUUUUUUUUGUAAAAAAAGAUUCAGAUCUUUACAUAGUCGAAACAAAACACUCUGAGCAUUCUAAAGCAGAGGGGCGCUAGGCUUUAUACUACUGACACACACACACACACACACACACACACACACACACACACACACACACACCAUUAACACCACACUUAAGCUACUGUUCUACUCCAGACUACUUGCACAAACUAAACAGCGAAAAAACAUCAACAAACUAACAGCCUUUCGAAAAGACGAGCUUUUAUAAUUUCCGUUUGAUGAAUUUAUGUGGACGUCGGAUUAAUGUGUGUGCGUGUGUGUGCGUGUGUGCGUGUGUGUGCGUGUGUGUGUGCGUGUGUGUGCGUGUGUGUGCGUGUGUGUGUGUGUGCGUGCGCUCAAUAUAGAAUUAUUGUGCCAUUGACUGAGUGACUGCAUACGAGAGCGAUUCCCAUCAUCUAAGAAAAGAGACAAAGCACAUUUACAUUAUUGAGAGAAAAAGUAAUGGCACCCCUCCUUCCCGGGCGUUUGCGAUGUACACUAAAGAGACGAGCGAUGAGACGAUGAUAAACACUCCCUCGGUUUAUUCGAAGCUCCUUUUCAGAUUAAAGGUGCCAUUAGUGAUUAUUGUUUUUUUUUAAAGUCUGUAUUUAUAAACUGAUAUUUACUCAGACGAGUUUCCUGAGUCUCAGACUGUAAAUAUGAUGUGUGUAAUAAAAAUAAAUGUGGGCCACUAAUUUCUGACCAAUCAGAAAAAAAGAGGCGUGUCUAAGCGAGUUAUGUAAAGCUCCGCCUCUGGAGCAGGCAUGUUUGGAUGGCGUUGUUUUGUUUAAUCGCCGGGUUUAAACGUGAGCGCUUAUUGAGCACGAGCUCGCAUGCUAGUUUAAUCCCUUGUGAUUAGCGUUAGCGUCAGAGGAAUUUAGAGAGUUGUGUCCUUAAAGCACUUAUAUACAGUGGGGAUGAGGGAUGAUGCUCACACACACACACACACACCAUUAACACCACACUUAAGCUACUGUUCUACUCCAGACUACUUGCACAAACUAAACAGCGAAAAAACAUCAACAAACUAACAGCCUUUCGAAAAGACGAGCUUUUAUAAUUUCCGUUUGAUGAAUUUAUGUGGACGUCGGAUUAAUGUGUGUGCGUGUGUGUGCGUGUGUGUGCGUGUGUGUGCGUGUGUGCGUGUGUGUGCGUGUGUGUGUGCGUGUGUGUGUGUGUGUGUGUGCGUGCGCUCAAUAUAGAAUUAUUGUGCCAUUGACUGAGUGACUGCAUACGAGAGCGAUUCCCAUCAUCUAAGAAAAGAGACAAAGCACAUUUACAUUAUUGAGAGAAAAAGUAAUGGCACCCCUCCUUCCCGGGCGUUUGCGAUGUACACUAAAGAGACGAGCGAUGAGACGAUGAUAAACACUCCCUCGGUUUAUUCGAAGCUCCUUUUCAGAUUAAAGGUGCCAUUAGUGAUUAUUGUUUUUUUUUAAAGUCUGUAUUUAUAAACUGAUAUUUACUCAGACGAGUUUCCUGAGUCUCAGACUGUAAAUAUGAUGUGUGUAAUAAAAAUAAAUGUGGGCCACUAAUUUCUGACCAAUCAGAAAAAAAGAGGCGUGUCUAAGCGAGUUAUGUAAAGCUCCGCCUCUGGAGCAGGCAUGUUUGGAUGGCGUUGUUUUGUUUAAUCGCCGGGUUUAAACGUGAGCGCUUAUUGAGCACGAGCUCGCAUGCUAGUUUAAUCCCUUGUGAUUAGCGUUAGCGUCAGAGGAAUUUAGAGAGUUGUGUCCUUAAAGCACUUAUAUACAGUGGGGAUGAGGGAUGAUGCUCACACACACACACACACACACUCUGGGAAAUUGGGAGCACAAAUAUGUGGUCGUCUCAGACCGUGUGUGUGUAUAAUACACUGUGGGUUUUUAGGUUUUUGCACCUUACAGACAUAUUUAUAACAGAAUCUGGUUUAUUUGAGUUUGAUGUCACAGGAAACCCCUUUUUUCCUCUAAAUAAUAAUUAAAACGUGGGGGUCACGUCACGAGGCACUGGCGGCUUGUUGUACAUAAAAAAAAGCAUUAAAGGAUUUUGUUUGUUUUGUUUGUUUUAUUUUGUAUUUCUACUUCAUGAUGUCACUAAUGUUGUUUUAAUGUCCAACUGCUGUCUGAUUUAUUACACGCCAAAAACCCUCUCCCUCGUCCAGCGCUGCGUGUGUGUGAACAUGAACAUGCUAAUAGUGUAGCUGCAUUGUGUAAACUUCAUCCAUUUCAAUAUAAAGCUACCUAACACAAAUACAUCGGCUUUGUGUGUGUGUGUGUGUGUGUGUGUGUGUGUGUGUGUGUGUGUGUUUGGAUUAUUUCUCUAUGUACGUAUUUAGGUGCUUCAUCAAAACUGAUGUCUGUGGGGACGAGGUAGAAAUAAAAACAGAUGUUUGUUUCAA